Molecule: messenger RNA, 811 nt
Organism: Cicer arietinum (chickpea)
Lineage: Eukaryota; Viridiplantae; Streptophyta; Magnoliopsida; Fabales; Fabaceae
Product: photosystem II repair protein PSB27-H1, chloroplastic
Biological process (GO): photosystem II assembly; photosystem II repair
Cellular component (GO): photosystem II; chloroplast thylakoid lumen
Source: RefSeq, a predicted model, not a curated record
UACAAACACAUCACAAAAUCUCUCUCUCCCACUCUCUCUCUCUCUCUCUCUCUCUCUCUCAACACCACCAUGGCCUCUCCAACACUCAUAACUCCCACAUCCACACCCAAAUCUCUCCCACCCAUCAAAACCAAACCAACCACCAUCUCCGUCACCUUAACACCAACCACCACCACCACCACCGUACACCAACGCCGGCGUGAAUUCCUAUCUACCACCUCCUCCAUCAUCGCCACCACAUUUGUCAUCCACGUGACCCCUGCAUUUGCUGCUACAGAUGAAGAGUACGUGAAAGAAACAGAGGAAGUAAUAAGCAAGGUGAGAACAACCAUAACAAUGGAUAAAACUGACCCAAAUGUUGCUUCUGCUGUUGCUGAUUUAAGAGAUAGUUCAAACUCUUGGGUUGCUAAGUAUAGGAGAGAAAAAGCACUUCUUGCAAGAGCUUCUUUUAGAGAUAUGUAUUCUGCACUAAAUGCUGUUUCGGGUCAUUAUAUUAGUUUUGGACCAACGGCUCCUAUUCCUGCUAAGAGAAGGGCAAGGAUUUUGGAGGAAGUUGAAGUUGCUGAGAAAUCACUUAAAAGGGGAAGAUAAGGAGAUAACAAAAUAACCACUUAUGCUCUCAGCUAGUGUACUUGGAGGAAAGGAAUUUUUGUUUUCAUUCCUCUGUUUCUAUUUUUAGAUUCUUGUUUUUUUAAUUUGGUGUUUUUGUAUUGUUGUAUCUAUCCAAAACUUAAAUUACAUUAUGAGGCUUACUUUUUAUGUUAAUAAUAUAAAAGGAGAAGAUUAUGCAUAUAAUUGCAUACAUUAAAAA